Peromyscus maniculatus bairdii (prairie deer mouse) is the source of this 1648-nucleotide messenger RNA. Lineage: Eukaryota; Metazoa; Chordata; Mammalia; Rodentia; Cricetidae. The record is from RefSeq and is a predicted model, not a curated record.
AUAGCGAAGUAAAUAUAGAGGCCAUUUUCCUUGAUUCGUAGAAGAGUUCACAAUGGAUAUUUCAGCCAUUACAGAGCCCUACUACAACACAGUCACCAAGAAUGACUACAUUCCCGGUAUCUUAUGUGUGAGCAUGGAUGUGCGGGCAUUUGGAGUCACAGUGCUGACCCCCCUGUACUCCCUGGUAUUCAUCAUUGGUGUGAUAGGCAACAUCCUGGUGGUUCUGGUGCUCAUGCAGCAUAAGAGGCUUCAGAGCAUGACCAGCAUCUACCUGUUCAACCUGGCCAUCUCUGAUCUGGUCUUCCUCUUCACAUUACCUUUCUGGAUUGACUAUAUAAUAAAAGGAGACUGGAUUUUUGGUAAUGCCAUGUGUAAGUUCCUCUCUGGGUUUUAUUACCUGGGCUUAUACAGUGACAUGUUUUUCAUCACGCUGCUUACAAUUGAUAGGUACCUAGCUGUCGUCCAUGCAGUAUUUGCCCUGCGGGCCAGGACUGUCACUUUUGGCAUCAUCACCAGCAUCAUCACCUGGGUCCUGGCCAUCUUGGCUUCCAUUCCUUGUUUGUAUUUCUUCAAGGCCCAGUUGGAGUUCACCUACCAUACUUGCAGAGCAGCUUUGCCCCAGGAGAGCCUGAAACAUUUUUUGAGGUUUCAGGCUCUAACAAUGAACCUCCUUGGACUUAUUUUACCUCUCUUGGCCAUGAUCAUCUGCUACACAAGGAUUAUCAAUGUUCUACACAGAAGACCCAAUAAGAAGAAGGCCAAAGCUAUGCGUCUGAUUUUUGUUAUCACACUUCUCUUCUUCCUCCUCUGGACCCCCUAUUACCUGGCUGCAUUUGUUUCGGCUUUUGAAGACUUCCUAUUCACCAGCGGGUGUGAGAGAAGCCAACAGCUGGACCUGGCCUUGAUGGUAACUGAAGCAAUUGCCUACACUCACUGCUGUGUCAACCCAGUCAUUUAUGUCUUUGUGGGUGAGCGGUUCCGGAAGUACCUCCGGCAGCUGUUUCAAAGGCAUACGGCCAUACCAUUGGCAAAAUGGCUGCCCUUUCUCUCUAUGGACCGUACACAGAGGGCCAAUGCCAUGUCUCCAUCCACAGGGGAGAAUGAGAUUUCUGCUGGCUUCUAAUUCAGACCCCUGCAUGCCAACAAAGAUCUAUGAGAGAGUGAAAAGACAGUGUAACUCUCCAAGACAGAUACUGUCUGAGGAUUCAUCAUCUUGUAGAUCAGAGGGACCUUGUAGGUAGCUUAGUAUGUCAACUCUUUAAUGUUUGCCUUGAUCUUCUUCCUGUCAGAAAGAAGAUGUAUGAACAAAUUGUGACAUUCCAAAGACUGGGUCAACAGGUUCCAGGGAAGGACUUACGCCCCACAAGACGUAGAGUUUGUGGCCAUUAGGAUUGUCAAAAAAGUGAACCCUACUCCCAAUGAUUGUAGAACCAGUUAAGCCUACAACUGUGUAUACUCUGAAUCUGGAAGUCAAUGGCAGAUCACAGAUGCCUCCUCCACUGCACCCCCGCAGCAUGGCCUGAACUCUUGAAAAUCCUGGAAUUCAAGGUCAAAGUACUUGAGAUCUACUGAGGCACUGCUUUAUCUUUUGGGUUGGAAAGUCCUUAGAGAGAACUUUAUAUUUGUUAAGGCCAAAGACUUAUGGCAA